This is a messenger RNA of Hydra vulgaris (swiftwater hydra), 677 nucleotides long. Its product is annotated as cytochrome b5. The record is from RefSeq and is a predicted model, not a curated record. Gene Ontology annotation, cellular component: membrane; intracellular membrane-bounded organelle. Lineage: Eukaryota; Metazoa; Cnidaria; Hydrozoa; Anthoathecata; Hydridae. Gene Ontology annotation, molecular function: heme binding.
AACGGUCAAUGUACUUGUAGUCACAUAAUCACAGAUUGUAAUCACAGAUUGUCAUACCGUCUUCUAUCUUCAUUAAAAGCAUGAGUGGAAAGCUAUUCACUCUUGAAGAAGUUAGAUCACAUAAUAAUGCAAAAUCUUGUUGGUUAGCAAUACAUGACAAAGUGUACGAUGUUACUAAAUUUAUAGACGAGCAUCCAGGAGGAGAAGAAGUUCUACUAGAAUUGGCUGGAAAAGAUGCAACAUCUAAUUUUGAAGAUGUGGGACAUUCUAGUGAUGCAAGGGAUUUACUUGCAAGCUAUUAUAUUGGUGAUUUACAUGAAAAUGAUCGAUCAAACUACAAACCAGAGUCAAAGAAAGAUAAAAAACAAGAUCCACAGCCGUCUAGUUUCCCUGUAUGGUUGACGAUUCUAUCUUUAUCAGUCAUUGGGGUGGCCUUUAGUUUUUACAUGUUUUACAAAAAUUAAAUGUUUUGGUGAAAAUAUUAUGCUAUAUUUGGUGAAAAUAUUAUACCAUAUGAUACUUGAGUUGUCAGCUCUUGUUGCUUUAAAAAAUAAAAUAUACAUUUUUUACUGAAGCUAUUUAGAAACUCAAAUUUAGGAAUAUAUAUACUAUAUUGUAUUAGAAUAUGUAUUAGUUUUAUUGUGAAAAAAUGUAUUUUUUUUUUUUAAGAAAAUUUU